CUUGCACGGGUACAGUAGCAGUCCGCUACUUAUCCGUCAACCGCAGCGAGUAUGCUUCUGCUAUCUUCCAUCCCGUCGUCAUGUUUCUAUCAUGCCAUGCCACAGGUCUUAGACAAAAGCUUAUCGAAACCCGCCCUGUCUUGUCGUUAUCACAAGCCUGUCCUUGUGACCCCCCUAAUCUUGAUUCGUGGUCUUGGGCAUCAGAUCAGGCUUGCAAGCCUCAACCCAUCCAUAGUCUCCGCCGAUCACACACUAACUUGGCAUUCAGUCACAGGCCCAGUAUGGAGAGUACGUACUCAAACUGCCGAAAGGAUUUUCUCUGUCUCCCGUCUCCCGUGUCUUUUCGUAUGCAAAGUCGAUCACUUGUGAUGUCUACCUCAUUCCGCCAGGCAAUGUUCCGAUGAUGACACCCACCCUCAUACUGACAAUCGGAGCAAAACUCACUGACUACACGGAAUUAAGCAUGGUUUAUUCCCACAUGUGACUCACUGGCGCCUUUUCUUGGCUCUACAUAUCAUCAAGAAGCUGUCUGUCUCAGACCCUCCAGAGUGGCGCUCUCCCGCUGACUGCACAAAGCUUCCCACCCUCCUGUUUGCUUGUGCUGCGGUACUCACCGUGGGACAGGUUCGUUAGUAUAACUUAAUCGGGUUCGCCCUGAUUUUUGGUGUUUUCGUUUUUGUUUUGUUUGAGCUACGCUUUGAUAUAAAUAAGCAGGGUUCUGCCUGUCAUAUUGGGCCAGAAAGUGAAAGACCCCACUACAGCAGAGACAACCUAACUCACGAGCCUGAAAUCAAGAAAAGGGCGAGAGAAAGAAAAAAGAAAGGAGAGAAUUUUGAGGCUGUUCAUAUAAGACCUCGAUCCCUUCUUCUCACCACAUCAACUAUACCAACUUACUUCGUUACAAUCACCAACAUUAUCACCACCCAAAAUGUAUCGCGAGAAUCAUCCUGGUUCUCUCUCCCUCCCCGCCAUGUGGAGUCCCCCCAGCGACGAGGCAAUCCCUCUACCAAAACAAUCCCACCACGAUGACCAUCGAUCCCGCCAAGCAAGCACAUGCUCUGAACGCAGCUGCGAAGGCAUGAGCCUUGACGAGACGAGGGAGUUAUGGAGAUGUAUGCUUGAGCUGCAACUUCGAUAUGGAUGCUAUAACUCCACGAGGAUCGAUAUGGCUGUUGAUGCUGGAGAAUGCGGCAUUGACUUGAUGCCGAAUCGCUUUAUUAUCGAUACACUCAAUGAAUCUGUUAUCGAUCUUCCUGAUGAGGGUCGUGAGCUACUGAACCGUCAUCUAUGCCCAUCGUCGCCGACGAAGCAAAAGUGGAAGUUCUGGAAGAAGGACUGAGCUUUGUAUACUUGUGUUGCGAUUUAUGGCGUUGAUGGAUAGAAGAACUGAGAUGCAUGAGUAGGAGUUGGAUGCGUGUUAAAAACUUGAUCGAUACCCAGAUAUCAGAAUGGCCCUGAUUUAUUUAUUUACAUAUUUUUAAUUGAACGGCAUCAUUAUCAUCUCUCGUCUCUCGUCUCGCGUCUCUCGUGUCUCAUCUCUCAUACCUGAUAUCCAACAAAGCAAAAGCAAGAACACUCACACAUCACAGCUUCUCCUCAAACUCCUUAUCCCCAAUAAACCCAGCCUGUAUCUUCAUGCUCUCCAAAACCCUCCCCUUGACAUCCUCACUCUCAAUAUCCAUCCCCAUGAAUCCACCAUGCGUAGCCCCAAACUCAUACCCCUUCAGGACCCCCCACAUCCUCGCCAUCUCCCCGACCCCGAGAGGAAUGAAGUUCGGAAUGCUCCACAGGAACGAGAAAGAGUUCAGCCCAGCCGGUCGGGUCCGCGAUGCCCCCGUGGCGUCUACGCUCCAGUUCCCGACGCCCGACGCCGUCGUCAUGAGCGUGUCAGCUAUGAACAGCCGCGAGUUGUAGUGCAGCACCAUCGAGCCCGGGAAGUGUCCGCCUAGCUUGAUGGCCUUUGCGCUGGAGAUUAUGGGCGUUUCGAGGGCUGUGAGGAAGAUUUGGUGCGUGGAGGAGAGGGUUGUCCAGAUUUUGUCUUCGGCGGCGAGAUAGACUGGACAAUUGAAUGCGCGGGCCCAUUGGACAUGGGUGCUGUAGAAAUGCGGAUGGCUUAUAACAAUCGCCUUCAACCCUCCCUCGCUCUUGAUCCUCUCAACAGUCUCAUCGUCCAGCAACGUGAUGCAAUCCCAGAGAAUAUUGCCCUCUGGCGUUUUGAUAAGAAUAGCACGCUGCCCAAUCGCCAAUUUCGGCUGCGACGAGAUAAACGUGAUGUUCUCAUCAGAAGGGCACUUUGUCCAUUCGUUUUUAUGCUUCUUCUUCAAUUCUCCCAGCGUAGAAAACGACUGUCCAGACGCUGGCACGAAUUGGCGCGGGUCAUCGCAGAUGUGACAUGUCUUUAGGGCGCUGCGGUCAGACGUUGGGAAUUGAGUCCCGCAGGUGUCACAGACGAGCCAUGAGUCGGCGGUGCUGGGGUCGUACGGCUCUGGGGUGAAGCUCAUGAUGGGUUUAGCUUGCGACUUGGGGACGAUCUUGUACAGAAAUAGGGAAUUGGGGGAGGACAUUGUUGGUUUCUUGUGUCACUAUCACCCUUUUUAUCCCCCACCUUUGAGCGACCUCGGCCGAGUUGUCGCUGCAGAUGAAAUUUGAUCUGUAAGCUAUCAUCUGUAGUCAAUUGACGUCACCCUGUCAAGUUGUCCCACUUUCCCCACGUUUGACACGAUUGUCUGGAGUAUUGAGAUCCUCAGUAGACUCACGAGAUUACAAAGCAAAACCUUUUGUUCACGAAAUGCUUCAACUAGCGAGGUCUAGACUUGCAAUUCAAUUGAUUCCAAAACAUUGAUUCCACAUCCUACUUCGUGUUCCUGGUAUCAAAGAGUAUCCUGAUUCCAUCACCAAACUCCAGACACCUACCAAAUCAAGACAAGACUACUCCCAAAGGGCGCAUCUACCACGCCUCCCACAUCUGGUUUCCCAUGGAGAUCAACCUGUUGAACAACUGAUCCCGCAUGGAGACCGCCGUGAGAUGAUGUUCCUGUCCGUCCUUCGUCCUAAUCAUCAACCCAUCCACAAUCUCGCUCCCCAGAGCCCAGCCAACAAUGAUCUUGCUCUUCCACCCGAGACCGCCCAUCUUCUUCAGCUCAUCGAUGUCGCCAAUAGUCACAGUCCAAGCGGGCUUUACAUCUCCGAGUUCGGUCGUCCAACUGACAGCGGGCGUCGUAGCUGUAGCUGUAAUGUACGCAUGGCCCUUCUUUCCCUUGUAUCGCGCUGGGAAGCGAAUAGGUCCCGUGAGGGGAUACGGCUCUUGACCUUUGACUACACCAAGACGGUUCUUUGCGUGAUGGGCACCUGCUUUGGCUUUCGCUUUGUCGGCGGCUAGGGCUGUUGUGACACCGCCCUUUGCAGUACCGCGGAUAAAGUUCAUGAUGCGAUGGGACUUCUUAUGCUUUGUCUUUUCUUCCUCGUCUUCGUGUUCAUCUUCAUGGAUAAUGUUGGGAUCAGGCUGCACAGCCUCU
Molecule: messenger RNA, 3515 nt
Organism: Fusarium verticillioides 7600
Lineage: Eukaryota; Fungi; Ascomycota; Sordariomycetes; Hypocreales; Nectriaceae
Exons: 2
Coding region: 929-1339 (136 amino acids)
Source: RefSeq, a predicted model, not a curated record